This is a messenger RNA of Monomorium pharaonis (pharaoh ant), 3340 nucleotides long. RefSeq names its product WD repeat-containing protein 6. Gene Ontology annotation, molecular function: protein binding. Bases 296 to 3328 code for a protein of 1010 amino acids. Gene Ontology annotation, biological process: tRNA methylation. Gene Ontology annotation, cellular component: cytoplasm. The record is from RefSeq and is a predicted model, not a curated record. Lineage: Eukaryota; Metazoa; Arthropoda; Insecta; Hymenoptera; Formicidae. The transcript is spliced from 13 exons.
UUACGAUCUAGAGUCGUCGUUCUACGAUAUCGUAAAUGUAGUCGUAAGUGAUUGUGUAACAGAAGUGUAACACAAGUGUGUGUUAAUUUUCUGUCAAUACUAAUUAGCUUUGACCUCAAGUUAAUUUCUUUUUCAUCUCUUUCUUAGUUCUAUGAAUAAGAACAACGUUAAAGUUAAUUUACAUUAUGAAACAGAAAAAAACAACAGCUUUACAAUACUCUGCAACCACUGACUAUGUUUACACUAUUGUAGAAUUGCUUAAAUAGAAAUUGCUCAGCUUUUGCAGUGUUAAUGUAUGGGAUCCAUUCUCUACGUAUAUAAGCAUUGUAAAUUUAAGCGUAAAUUGAACUGUUUGUACCCGAAUAAUAUACAUGGCAUUGUAGUGGGAGCAAAUAAUAAAUUGGCUGUAUAUGGGGCUAGGUCUAUAUGUAUCUGCGAUAUAGUUGAAAUAGAGUGUGACAUAAGAAUUAGAAAACAAAGCACUGAUCAAUUCAAUGAUUGGAUAAUUGCGGCAGAGUGGAUAUUGUUUAAAGAACAAGUGCAACUGGCAAUUCUGUUUGCCCAUAAUUAUAUAUCUAUAUAUGAUAUAUCUAAUAAAACUUUUCAAACUAUACGUUGUGAAGAAACAUGCAUACUCUAUGGUGGUUCUCUAUCAGGAACUUGUCUAGAAAAUUUAGUCAUUUUCAGUGGAACAGUGUUUCAAGAAAUUUUAAUAUGGAAAAUGGACAAUAGGUAUUAUGAUCUUAAUAAAAGAAUGCCAGUUUUGCAUCGUUUAACAGGACACAAGGGUGUUAUUUUCUCAGUUAUUUAUGAUUCAUAUUCGCGAUUUAUUUGUUCCACAUCUGAUGAUAGAAGUGUCAGAUUCUGGAAAGUAAUAGAACAUGAACAUCCUGAUAGCAAUAACAUCAAUUGGCAGAUAGUAAAAAUAGAUCCAAUAAAAACAAAGUUUGUGCAUACAGCAAGAGUUUGGAAAGCCUUAAUUAGAAAUGACAUUGUUUUAACAAUUGGAGAAGACUCACUUGUAUGCACAUGGUCGCUCUCAGGUAAUUUACUUAAUAAAGCCUACUAUAAACCAUCUAUAUGGAGUAUUGAUGUGUCUGAGGACAAUAUGACAAUAUAUGUGGGUGGAAGUGAUGGAGCUGUAUACAUGCAACCCUUUGAACAUUACAAGAACUUAGAAACAAUUUUUCUACCUGUUAAUGAUACAUGUAACUUCCCUAAAUAUAUUUCUUAUUUGCAUGAUGGCACAAUUAUAGUUUUUACCGAAUUAGGAACACUUCUACAUUACAACACAGAAAUGGUUAAAAAAAAUACUAUAUACUUAUUAAAUGAUGGCUAUUAUAUUAUGCAAGUUUCUCCAAGUCGCAAUCUUGUUGCUCUUGCAUCUAAAGAGGGAUACAUAAUAACAUACAAAGUGUAUCUUGAGACUUUACAACAAUAUCAAAAAGACAAAAUAAUGAAUUCACAUAUUUUAUCCUUGCACUGGUUAGACGAUCAUAAAUUUAUAGCAUGCGGAGCAAAUGGUCUUUUAAAGUUAUGCUGCUUUGAAGGAGUGGAAGAAAAAUACAGAUUACCUCCCAGUCGAGAACGUUGGUUAACUGCGGCUAUAACAGUCUCUACUCUUUCAAAAACAUCGCAAAUAUUAAUAUGUGGAGACAGAGUUGGGAAUAUUCAUGUAUACAAGCGAAAAAGAAAUAGUUUUCGUUCUGACACAGACAUUGAAGAGCCUAUUCAAACACUUUAUAAAAUUCAUGGUAAAAUGGGAGUUCAGUCGUUUCAUAUAUUUCGAAAAAACUUAAUAACAUCUGGACGCGAUGGAAUGUUGAGAUUUUAUCAAAUAUGUGAAGAAGACACGAAACCAUUGUUGAUGCUGCAUAAAAAAAAGAUGCCAAUGGACUGGAUUAGUAGCAUGUUAGAAGUUAAUAUGGAAAGAGCAGGCGAGAAAAAGAAUGAAACUUUCUUUAUAUUUGGUUUUAAACAGGUGGAAUUUGUAAUAUAUAACUUAUUGAAUGAAAACAUAGUCGUCAAAAUUCCUUGUGGUGGCGGUCAUAGAUCAUGGGAUUGUAUAAUAUCGCACACAAAAGCAAGUUUUGCUUACAUAAAAAAUAAACAGGUUCAUGUGUGUGAUUUGUCUUCUUCUCUUUCUCUGUCACAUCCUAUUUUGCAGAAUGGUUUUCACGCAAAAGAGACAUGUUGCUUGAGACACAUUGAAUGCUGUCAGGAAAAUAUUUUCAUAUCCGGUGGUGAAGACUGCACUCUACGUGUCAGCCAUGUUAAUAUGUGGAAUUUUGAAUCAAAUUCUUUUAAAAAUUUAGGAGUUUUUAGUGGUCAUCUUUCGGGUAUAAAGUGUAUAAGUGUUAUUCAAUUGCUUGGAUCUGCGUUUGAAUACCUAGUCUUUUCUGGUGGAGGGAGAGCACAAUUGAAAAUUUGGGGACUAAACAUCAUGCAGCCUGAUACAUCAGAUCUAGAUAUAUCAUGUUCCGAUGUGAAUUCUUAUAUGCUCUAUAAACAAAAUCAAAAUUGUAAAAAACCAUGGCAGAAGGCUGAGCAAUCUUAUAUUACAGAACCAGAGACACGUUAUAUGGAUAUUUACGCUUAUUAUCCUUUUAAGGAACUAAAUGAUGCACUGAAUUAUGUGUUAGUUUUUAUAGCUUGUGCAGAUGGAUAUUUAAGACUACUUGUAUAUAAUGUUGUGACUAACAGCAUAUAUUUAAAAAUAUCUACUAAAUACAUAGAUCGUUGCAUUUUAAAGAUGCAUAUAUUAUCACAUAAAUCCAAAGUAAUUGCAUUAACUAUGAGUACGGAUGGAAAAUUACGUUUUUUCGAUUUUACCGAUACAAUUUCGAAAAUAUAUGAAGAUGCAAAUUCUGGAAAUCAGAAUAUCGUCGAUUUCAACCAUAUCCCUUUUGCAGAAUUUAGCUUGCAUCAAUCGGGAAUUAAUUGUUUUGAUUUAAAACAUAUACAUGAGGAUGAAUAUCUCUUGGUUACUGGCGGUGAUGACAAUCUUCUCAGUGUCAUCUAUUUUCAAAUUUAUAUAUCUGAAAAUAAUAAAUUAUUGGCUGAAAUAUUAUCUAAAUGGAGUACAGCAUCCGCACAUUCGGCACAAAUUGUCGGUGUAAGAUUUAUCGAUGGAGAAAAUAAUAAAAUGUGUAGUGUGGGAGUAGAUCAGCAAGUUAUUACCUACAAUUAUUUAUGUUCAAAUGGAGUACAUGUAGAUAUCUUAAAUCAAAUAUUUACAUCUGUUACGGAUGUACAAGGCAUGGAAUUUGUUAGCACGCACAAUUUUGUUUGUAUAUAUGGAAGAGGAUUUGAAAUACUGUACAUUUAAAAUUUUGCAAAA